This is a messenger RNA of Soboliphyme baturini, 2499 nucleotides long. NCBI's taxonomy places the organism in Eukaryota, Metazoa, Nematoda, Enoplea, Dioctophymatida, Soboliphymatidae. The record is from the annotation of a GenBank genome assembly.
AUGUCAAGCUCAGAAAUUCAGGUGUUUUAUCCAUCAUGGGAGGAGUUCAAAAACUUUUCCGCUUUUAUUGACUAUAUUGAGUCACGCGGGGCCCACCGUAGCGGUUUGGCGAAAAUUAUUCCGCCGGCAGGAUGGAAAGCACGUCGUAGCGGUUACGAAAACUUGGACCUUCAGAUAAGGAGUCCGAUCACUCAGAUAAUCACCGGCCAGCAGGGAUUAUAUCAGCAGUACAAUGUAAGCAAGAAGAAAAGCAUGACAGUUGGCGAAUACGAGCUUCUGGCCAAAAGCGGUAAACAUGCUCCUCCCCCGUUUCAAAACCUUGAAGAUUUGGAACGAAAUUACUGGAGAGGCAUUACAUUUAACCCUCCUAUUUAUGGAGCCGACACGCCGGGUACGCUUUACGAUGCGGACGUGAACGAGUGGAACAUAGGUCGUCUUGGCACUAUAUUGGAUCUGAUACGCUCCGACUACAGAAUCAGGAUCGAAGGCGUCAAUACGCCGUAUCUGUACUUCGGUAUGUGGAAGGCGACAUUCGCAUGGCAUGUUGAGGACAUGGAUUUGUACUCAAUUAAUUACUUGCAUUACGGUGCUCCAAAGUAUUGGUACUGCAUUCCUCCUGAACACAGUCCCCGCCUAGAGCGGUUAGCGGCCAGCUUCUUCAGUCAGUCAGCCAAAGAAUGUCCGGCAUUUUUACGGCACAAAAUGACGCUUAUAUCGCCGUCGAUUCUGCACAAUUAUUCAAUCCCCGUCAAUCGGAUUAUUCAUAAUCCAGGCGAAUUCAUGAUUUCAUUUCCUUACUCCUAUCACAGUGGCUUCAACUGUGGCUACAACUGCGCCGAAAGCACCAACUUUGCCUCAAUAAGGUGGAUUGACUAUGGCAAAAAGGCGCGACUGUGCACGUGCAAUAAGGACAGUGUCCGCAUUUCGAUGGAUGGCUUUGUGAAACGCUUCCAGCCAGAACAAUACGACGAGUGGAAGGCCCACGAAGGUAGCAGAGCCUUCCUCCACGACAGCGCUGAACUAGUCGGCAGAGCGGACUAUGACUCGCCUCCCAUUGUUACCGUGCUUCGUAAAACUAGCAUCAGCAAGCGGUAUUUGGCAUCAUACAAAUCUCCCGUUAAAAAGAACAAAAAAAGAAACUUGGCUGUUAGUGCUGAAUUGUCCUCAUCUGUUGUUGCCAGACGCAAAAGUAAUACGCAGUCGAAAAUAAAACACUCAGCAGUGGAGAUGCCGAUCGCUUCUAGGUCACACUUGGUCGUUGAAACGGAAUGCACCAGUGGGUUGACAGGGAAUUAUAAGAAUCAGGGCGAUCGGUACAGUUUUGGAUCUUGGGCUAGGUCUCUGGAGAAAUUGUGGCACUUUACCGUUAGUGAUAUUAACGCAGAGAUCGAACACAAUGCGAGGAUGGCCCUCAGUGAACCGCACUGUUGCCUCUGCCAGGUUUUCGUCUCUUCAUCGAUCGCUUGUCGUCUGUCGCAAGUUCCCACUACUAGUCGUCAGAUCCUUAACGAACUGUGCUUCACCAGGAAUCCGAACGUCAUUACGCUUAGUAAAAGGUCCCAAGCGGGCACCACGAAAGAUGAUAGUAUGCUCAUCGAAGAAUCAAAGAAUGCGCGGUUGAUCUCUUGCUGUGAAUGUGCCAUCACCGUCCACGCAUCCUGCUAUGGCGCGAACCUCGAUUCGAUUGCCACCUCUUCGCAGUGGAAAUGCGACCGCUGUGAGGUUGGUGUUGACAACGCUGAGUGCCAGUUGUGUUGCCUGCGCGGAGGUGCUGUCAAGCCGACCACCGACUUUACUUGGGUCCAUUUGAUCUGUUCGUUGCUCACCCCCAACGUUCGCAUUCUAUCACCGGUCAGUAAAUCACCGGUGGAUCUGAAGGCAGUUUUCCUGUGCAACACCAGUCACAAUGCGGUUUGUAUUUACUGUCAUUCGAAACAAGGCAAGCCGAUUAUGUGCGCCUAUGGCAAUUGUCAGCGGUCAUUUCACGUGACCUGUGGCUACUACGCCGGCGCCAUUUUUGAAGUAAGGGACUGGCCGGAACUCGUGACCGCUAUGUGCAAUUUGCAUAAGAUGUCCUCCGUCGAUUCCAGGCCCUUGCGGAUCGGUGACAGCGUGAUUGCGCGGUACGACGACGACUCUUACGUAAAUGGCUCAAUAAUAAAGGCUAGCGAAGAAGUUUAUUGCAUCGUUGAUUUUGAUGAUGGUUCCUACUCAAAUAACAUUUAUCACCACGACAUCGAAAUGUGUUCCUGUGUUGGUUCUUGCAACGGAGCGCAUCAAAGUGGUGUCCGGGUUCAGAUUCGAUGGACUGACGGCAAGUUAUAUGGUGGCAUAUUCCGCAGGGCAUAUCGCGCAAUGGCAUACGACAUUGAACUUGUUAAUUGCUCUAUCAUCAAGUGUAGCAGGGACGAGUUGUUUGGUCCAGAUGAUUCCAUUUCUGACGAAGUACGAAAAAAAAUCUGUGACAAGCUUGGCCCUGACAAAGAAAUUUCUAAAUAA